CACAAAUACUUCUAUCAGAAGCAUCUUCUAAGUCGGCAUUGACACCGAAUCAUUUUUUUUUAAAUGAACGCAGUGCGUUCUAACAACACCAAAUCAUUUAAUUAACCAUUGGGUUUUGUUAAUUCAUGAUCCCCAACCCCAAGGACAACAAAAGUUGAUUCAGGUUUUGAAAUAACCUUUUGGAAUGUGAUUAAUUACUCAUUAACAUUGUAUUUUGAAGACAGGAGUGGUGAGUUAAGCACAAAAGAGCUCCAUCUUCAAUGGCCGGGCUCGGCUAUUGAAGCAAACCGGUCAACAAUGGAUGGACAUGCAUGGAAACAUUAAAAACAAAAGAAAAAAGGGGGGGGGGGGGGGGGGGGGGGGGGGUGGGACAAUUGGCAAAGACAAAAGCAUGAGAAUCUUCAAUUCCACAAAUUUCUUCACCCUUUAAAUUUCAUGGUUUUCAGUUCCAAAAACCCUUAGAUUCAGGGAUGUGCUUUGUUUUCGUUUGGUGCCUUGCUUGCCUGGUUGGUAAAAAAAAACACAGACAGAGAGUUGUUUGAUGGGAUUGUGAGAAUCUCCAGACCGGGUGACUUCAAAGAUUUCUGUGGUGGCCACACAUAGAAUGCUGAAUCCCAUGCAUCAACCCACUAAAUGCAUUCUUAUUAGAUGUGUAGUUAAGAAUUCAUCCAUUAUAAAUUGUGUCUAGUUAUGUGCAGAAAGAUAAUUAUGACGGGAUUGGUUUUGUAACUAGUUAUUUUGUUAGAUUUUGUUAUUUCGUAAUGAACGAAAUGAGCAUAAUAUUUGAAAAAUAGUGAAAUUGUUUGCUAUUUGCUAAGCAGGGAUCAACCACGUUCGCAAAAUUACCAAUGAAAUUGGACAUUGCAACUAUAUAAGUAUUUUCAUAUUGGUAUGUAGAUUUACACUAGAAAUGUCGUACUCUGUCAUACUCACUUGGUGUGAGAGUUCGAAAAUAAAACGUGUACUUGGUCAUACUCGAACUCUAAUGUCAUUUCUUUCUUUGAAUGUUACGAGAAUCAAGCCAUCGUAACUAUUGGGCCUCGAUCUGGGCUUGGAUAUUUUAUUGUUUAGUAUUUUAUUUAUUAAUUAUAUUUAUUAGUAGUUUCCUUGUCUAAGUAGGAUUUGGGUAUUGUUAGUUAUUUUCUUAUAAGAGUAGGAGUCAUGUUCUAGAUAGGAGAAGGUAGAGGCUUUCUAUGUCUAUAAAUAUGCAGCCUAGUUAUUCUGCUAACUGCAUAAGUUGUUAGUAUAUACUAACUAAUAUCCAAAAUAUAUGAACAAGUAUCCAAGUCUGCUGAUUUCACUAAAAUAUAUAGAUAGCACAGACCAAUGGCGGACCCAGAAACUUUAUUAACUGUAUUCAAUGAUAGACCAAAAUCACUAAGGGUUGUCAAAUAGUAUAAUAUCUCAAUACUAUCACCACUAAAACAAAAUUUUACCAAGGUUUUUUGUCCCAAAUUUGGAUCCAAGGGUUGUCAAUUGACAACCCUUAGACUAACAUGGGUCCGCCCCUGGCACAGACUAGUAUUCAAAACAUCACAAACUAGUAUCCAGAUAGCAGAUACCAACUAAUAUCCACAAUCAACCAACUAGUAUUCAAUAUGGAUACUCUUAUGUGUUAUCUGGAUACUUUUAUGUGCUAUCUGGAUACUAAUUAUGUGUUGUAUGGAUACUAUUCUGUGUUGUCUAGAUAUUAGUUUGUGAAUUUGGGAUAAUAGUUGAUUCAUGGUGGAUAUCAGUUAGCAAACCUUGAAUACUAGUCUGUGAUCUCUAGAUACUUUAGUACUUAGAUACUAGUUCAUGUAUUUUGGAUAUCAGUUAGUAUCUGCUAACGAAUCUUCAAGUUAGCAUAUUAACUUUCCCCAUAAACAUGUACUCUCUCUUUCGUUUAAUGGCAUGUUGAAGAUUGGAAUCCAAUAGUAGUUGAAGUUAUCUUCGUUCCUCUGAAUAUUCUCUUCGUUCUAACUCUCUUUCUUGCGAAUAUCUUUCAACAUCGACGACGAACGUUACGUGAAGGUUCUCACCGGAAAAAUACACGUAACAUUGAAUAGAUAGAGUUAUUAUUCAUCUUGAUCAUCAUGAUGAUAAAGCUUGCUCCAGUUUUAAGAGUAAAUUUUUUCCAUGUUUUCAAAGAACACCGAAAGUCAAAUUGAAAUACGUUGUGAUUAUUUCAUUUGGGCCUAUACAACUACAAUAUAUAUUUUUUUUUUGUGUGUGUUGGUGUUAGUGUAUUUUUCCUUUUUAACCUCCGCUCUUUGGGGAUCGUUGGUCUUUUAAGCUAUUUUUUCCCACACGAGAUCCAAGAUUCCUCGUGUGCAAAACAGUUGACCCGCUAGCUAGCCCACAACCCGGCAUUAACUAACAUCCACAUGUUUGGAUUUAAACUUUAAUUACCCACAACCGUUUUAUACUCAUAUUUAUUUAUCUAUUAUCUUACCAAAUCUUGACAAUUAGCUCCGGAUUUUGUUUUCUUUAAUCAAAAGACGGAUUGAAACCUGUUUUAGUAUACAAAUCAUUGCUCUUUUUUUGGUGAACAAAUAUUGACUCCGUGGCUUAGAUGUAGAAUUGGUUGGAUUCGAUGGUUCUAAUUUAGUUUCUACCGUUGGGUUAAAUUACUGAAAUCAUAUCUAAAUCUUGGAGGCUACUGUUGGGGUUAAAUUAUCGGGAAAAGAUCUUAUGCAAAACCCUUACAUAUGUAAAACUUACAAAAUUCUUUGUCUUAUCUCUUAGUAAGAAUUUUAUCAGGAAUGAUAAAAAUAAAGUUUUGUAAAAUUUGUGGGAGUUUUGCGAUGAUACCGAUGUUUAUUUACUCUUUUUUGGUAUGAUAUAUAUGACCACAUGACAACUUUUAAAAAGAUCGUAUGCGGUAAAUAAUUGCAUACCGUUUUUAAAAUAAAUUUACAUGUGUUCUUAUAUAUCAUAUCGUUAUUGUACUAUCUUAGUUGAACAUAAAGUGAUCAAGUGAAUCGUAGUACUCAUUGUGAGAUGUGACGUUAUCUAGAUCAUAACGAAUCGAAAUUUGAUUUAUGGUACUAUAUCACAUUCUCUGACUACUAAUACGCUAGCUUUUGUCAUAUUUAUAUUCUUCAUUGAGUAAUUUUUUUUAAAAAAAAUUUACAAGUUCUAGAUGGAAAAUAUAAUUUUUGGGGGGUAAAAAACAGCAUAAGGGAAGUGGAGAGUUUGACAAGCAAAAGCAAACAUAAUUAAACGACAGAGAUCUGGUGAGGUGGCUUCUAACACUCGUUCGUGCGGCGGGCCCCACAGCCCACAUGUUGAUGUCCUUUUUGACGUGGUGGGGACGGAGGUCCAGCCCAGGCCCACUACCAUUUAAUUCUUUUUGGGCUGAUGUUCUACGGCGGAGAUUCAUCCUUCUAGGUUUGCUUUCAACGGAUGAGAUUCGCCUCUCCUUUUUUUUUUUUUUUUUACCGCCACCACCUCAAGAUUUCGAGGAAAAACUCGGCUCCGGCAUCUCAAUCGCACUCGAUAUUUUCCCAAAUUCUCGCACGAGAUAUACUAACUGCCCCUUGCUCCCAGCUUUCUACUAACUCGGCUCCGGCAUGCUAGUAAUAUUUGUGUAUUUUACUAGCAUGUUAAGCGAUAUUUGUUGUUGGACCGACCAUACGGUAAGAUUAUCCCACCUUAUCCUAAACUUGAUGUCUAAUUACAUAUUAAUUAAUUUAGAACGACUCGUAGUUAUUAAAAAAAAUUUGUUCGAAAAGAUUAGAGCACUACUUGUUAUUCACAUAAUACUAUCCAUUUUAAUAUAUUUUUAAAGUUUUUUUUUUUCUUCCAAGCUCUCAUGACAUGCCUAUAAUCGAGCAUACUACGAUGAUAUGAAUUUACUUCCUAAUGAAUCUUGUAUUAUUAUUAACCAGUUGAUCUCAAUAACUCGAGCUGUUGCGAGAAUGUUAAUUAUAGAUCUUAUAUCAACCUCUAACCCGUCCCCUCAAACGUAAGCUAAAUCACGGUCUUGGAGUCUUCACAAACCCAUCUUCCCUUGUGCAUAGAUUGUUAAUAUUAUGGGUCGUACAGUCUACCGAUUCUGAUAUUAUAUCAUAAACCAGUCGAUCUAAAUGACUCUGAAUGGUUGGAAAAAGUGGUUUGCUACCCAACUUUUUCACGGGCAAAAGCUGCCUUGCCAACAUGAUACGAUGGAAAGUGCGACGUGAGUAAUUUACUUGUCGGCAAAACAGUAAACCAUCACUCUCCCCAGCAAUUAACUCUGAUGCUUACAGUUCUUCAUUCAUUCAUGUCAUAGUUCUCAUCGCCAUCAUCGAACCAUCAGAUUCAAUUCUAGCUAUCAGUAUGUAUGGUUUGGUGAUUUGUCUCUGUCGAUGUCUCAGCUCUCUCUGUUCUGUCACGUACCUCUGUUUUCAAGGCAUUAUGGUUCGGUUUUGUUGCUUAAACAAACUCUUAAUUUUUCUCUCUAACUAAUGAUCCAACUGCAUGUCCCACCACUUCAACAAGAUUCCACCUGAUCCUCUCUCUCUCUCUCUCUCUCAGUUUUCUCUUUCCCGCCUUUUUCUUUUGGGCAGUGACGUCACCACCAACUAACCAAAGAACACGAAUGGAGGGAAUUGCUCAUAGUCAAACUACAGCAUGAUCAUGGGCCAUCAACAGACAGCCUGCCGAGUUGCAUCACGAUGAGCUAUCAUGAUGGAUGAACAUUACCAUCAAUCAUUUCAUAGCAUCAUUUAUGUACCCAUUAUAUAUAUGUGUGUGUCCGAUAGGCCACCUAUCUACAAGAGGAAAAGCCACAUUCAUUGAUUUGAAGCUUGCGCAAAAUUUUCGUUUUAGUAGGUCUAAUCGGUUGUAUAUCAUUAUCUAUGUUUGAUAAAUUGACGGGGGAGGGUUUGCGAAUUCUGUUGGAGGUGUACAUUGGGUGAAAAUUGUAAGAGGUGUAAAUUCAAGCGUAAGUUCUCUUGAUUGCUUAAUUCUCGCAUCACUUCUUAGUGGCCGAGCUACAAAACUAUUGGAGUCACUUAUUUUCAGUGUCCUCUUUAAUCUAAAUCUAGAACUUUGCCACUAUCUAAUAUAUAUCAUGUCGAAAGAUGAACUUUACAUACCUAAUUAAUCGCGCAUCAACCGGUGGAUGUCAUAGGUCAUUAAUUAUGUGAAUGAAAUGGGCAUCAAAGA
This is a messenger RNA of Linum trigynum, 5133 nucleotides long. The record is from the annotation of a GenBank genome assembly. NCBI's taxonomy places the organism in Eukaryota, Viridiplantae, Streptophyta, Magnoliopsida, Malpighiales, Linaceae.